AUGGCUUCGAAAAAUAUCAUAGCCGAACUUAAUAAGGGUGAAAAACUCAAUGUGGACAACUAUAACAUAUGGCAUCUGAAAAUACAUUAUGUGCUUGAGGAGCAAGAAGCUCUUGAUGUUGUUAAUAAUGUAAUGGAUGAACCAAUGGCUUUUGAGGGAAAUGUCAAUGAUGCGCAAUUUAAGCGCGACAUGGCUACAUACACUAUUUGGAAGAAAAAGGAAUCAACUGCAAGAGGAAUCCUUAUCAGUUCCAUGAAUGAUGAUUUGGUGUAUGAGUAUCAGCAGUAUUCCACUGCUAAUGCCAUGUGGGUCGCUUUGCGCGAGAAGUUUGGAGGAACUAUUGUCUCCAGACUUAGGCAGUUGACUAUCAAAUUCGACACUUAUAAGAAAGUCCCUAACAAGACAAUGAAACAACAUUUGAGGGAUAUGUCGAAUAUGAUAAUGGAGCUAAAAUCAGCUGGACAUAACCUCACAAAUGAACAGCAAGUCCAAGCAGUCAUUCGAUCUUUGCCUAAUAAUUGGGAGCACAUGAAAGUGAACAUGACUCACAAUGAGAAUAUUAAGACUUUUAGUGAUAUUGCGCGCCACUUGGAACUUGAGGAUGAGCGCCUCGAGGCUGCUAAACCUGAUAUUCAAACAUAUGUUGCUAAAUCUAAUUUCAAACAAGGUGGUCAUAAGCGUAAAUUGUCUAAAAAGAGUUGGAAAAAUAAAGGCAAGAUGGUAGAGCAAGACCGGGACCAGAAGGUGGAAACAAGCACCAAAAGCGUGGUGGAAAAUGGGAUAAGACUAAGUCGACCUGUUAUAAUUGUGGAAUGA
Molecule: messenger RNA, 816 nt
Organism: Mercurialis annua (annual mercury)
Lineage: Eukaryota; Viridiplantae; Streptophyta; Magnoliopsida; Malpighiales; Euphorbiaceae
Exons: 1
Coding region: 1-816 (271 amino acids)
Source: RefSeq, a predicted model, not a curated record